UGAUCUUCCUCAAAAAAAAAAAAAAAGAAAAGAAAAGGAAAAGACAAGUAACAAAAAGCACAAACCAUAGAGGCAAAAGAUUGAAGAUUGAUACAUUUGACUACAUUGCAAUUACAAACUUCUAUUCAUCAAAGAAGAAAGGAAGUAAGGGAGGGAGGGAGGAAGGAAGAAAGGAAGGAAGGAGAAGGAAAGAAAGAAAGGUAGAAUAAGUUGCAUGCCGGGAGAAAACGUUUGUAACUGAUAUAAUUGGCAAAUAAGAGGUCUCUACAGUAUAUAUAUAAAAGACUCCUAAAGAUCAGUAAGAAAAAGACAACUCAAUAGAAAAACGGGGAAAAGUCAGGAGCAGGCAUUUUUUUCAGAAAAGGAAUCUCCAUAGGAAAUAAAUAUAUGAAAGAUAUUCAACGUCUUUAGCAAUUAGAUAAUGUAAUUAGGUUCACAAGCCAUCAUUUUACACUCACUAGAUUGUAAAAAAUUAAGACACCUGACAAUAAUAUUGUGGCACCUGCGAGUGCUAGGGGAGGUGUCCACCACGCAUGUGCCCGCGGUGACGUGUGUUUGGGGGAUGGGGGUAGGUGGGAAUCUCUUUCUCGUCUUCUCAGUCUCACUCAGGCCCAGCAGGCAGGGAUUUACCUUUGCCACCGGUAAUGGAAGAACUGAUGGGGGAAGGCGAGGUUCUGAAAUGUACUCUGAAGAACCCCCAUAACCGUCUAUGCCUGCCAUUCUGCCUCCAAUUGGUCUAGUGUUGGGUCUUGUCAUCUCUCUCCCAAAAGAGAAGAAAUGAAUUAGCGCUUUGAAUGAAUGUCUUCUUUAGCCUGAUUACACCCUCCCCACUCCCGCAAACACCUGGCCCUGGACCAGGCUCAGAGUGGGAACUCAUUAUGUGCGUCUAAUGAAUAUAUUUAUACGCUCUUUGAGGGAGGCUGAAUGCCCAUUUCUUACACCAGCAUCCCCUUCCUCGCAGUCACUCGAUCGCCCCUCCCUUCCUCCAGUUCUGCCACAAUUUAAACAAGCUAAGGGGCGAGAGUCCUCCGCCACGGCUGCUCAGAGCGUUUGAGGAGACGACCAGGAUGGAGAAGGGGUCACGUAAUACCAAAGGAUGUUUCACCAGGAGCGAGGACGCCCCUGCUGCACCCGGGACCUCAGGCCGGCGGUGGGAGCCCCGAGCUUGCGCGCGGCGCUGGGGCAGGGCGGGAGCAGAGCCAGAGUCCCGCGAGAAACAACCUUCUGACCCUGGGCCCUCGCGGGUCGGGUCGGCGCAGGCGUGUCCGCCGCGCGUCCCCGCGGUCCUGCGCGCGCGUCGGCCGGCCGGUCUGCGAGGCUCUCCCGUCCGCCAGGCGGAGCUGCGGGGUGGGGAGACGCGCGUCGGCCUCCCGGCCGCCCCACUUCGACGACAUGUUCGGCGUCUCGUUGCGGGUGGGUCCCCAGAGUCGGGACGGCCCGACGGGACGAAGCCCGAGAUGCGGAGGCGGCGGGAGCCGGGAAAAGUCCAGAAGGGCCCCGUGGCGCCGGAAUGGGGGACAAGGGAGAAAGAGGCCCGGGAUGCCGGCGUCGCGUCGGGUGCGGGCGGGCCGCGAGGGGCGGGGAGCGGGGCGGGCCCCGGGCGGAGCUGGAGGGGCGUGCUGCGGGGCCGGUUAUCUCGGCGCCUGGUGUGAGAAGAGGGCUGGUGGACCUUUGCCGAAUCCCGCCGAGUCUGGCUGGUGUCGGAAACGUGCAGGCCGCCUAGCGGGGCGGGGUGGCGGGGUGGCGGGCUUGGGGGCGGAUACGGGAGGCUGGUCGAGCCGUGUGUAGGACCCAUCCCUGCUCCUUGCCAUCACCGUUAUCGGGGUUACAGUGCUCCUGUUCACCCUGAAGAGCAUGAACUCAAGAAGGAGACGUCUUAUCACCUUACAGAACCCUGAAACCAAGUACCCACUGCCCUUGAUUGAGAAGGAGCAAAUCAGUCACAACACCCGGAGGUUCCGCUUUGGACUGCCCUCGCCAGAUCACGUCUUAGGGCUUCCUGUAGGUAACUAUGUCCAUCUCUUAGCCACAAUUGAUGGUGUUAUGGUGGUCAGGGCUUAUACGCCUGUGUCCAGUGAUGAUGAUCGAGGCUUUGUGGACUUAAUUAUAAAGAUCUACUUCAAAAACGUACACCCCAAUUAUCCAGAAGGGGGGAAGAUGACGCAGUACUUGGAGAACAUGAAAAUUGGAGACACCAUCUUUUUUCGAGGGCCAACUGGGCGCCUGUUCUAUCAUGGGCUAGGGACGUUUUCAAUCAGACCACAGAAAACAUGUGAGACUGAAAAAAAGCUGGCCCAUCACCUGGGAAUGAUUGCUGGGGGCACAGGGAUUACCCCCAUGCUGCAGCUCAUUCGCCACAUCACCAAGAACCCCAGUGACACGACCACGAUGUCCCUCAUCUUUGCCAACCAGACAGAGGAGGAUAUCUUGGUGAGGAAGGAGCUUGAAGAAGUUGCCAGAACUCAUCCAGACCAGUUCAAACUGUGGUACACCCUGGAUAGGCCUCCAGUUGGCUGGAAGUACAGCUCAGGCUUCAUUACUGCUGACAUGAUCAAGGAACACCUCCCUCCUCCUGGGAAGUCAACGUUCAUCCUGGUGUGUGGGCCUCUAGCCCUGAUCCAGACAGCUGCUCACCCUAACCUGGAGACACUGGGUUAUACCAAGGACAGGAUUUUCACCUACUAGCACCUCCCUCACUCUUUGCAAACUUGCCUGGUCUCUUUCAUCUGUUUCAAAGUGAGUUCAGUUUCAGCAUGUUAAACUGGCAUGUGUUCAAAAGUGCCCUGUGAUGUAUCCUUGGGCACAGUAGCACUCCUCUCUGUUGGGUGAGGGCCUAAGAAGAAGGGUUCAAGGAGCUGGAGAUAAAGUGGCUUCUGAGGCCUCCUUGCUUGGGAGGCUUGAAGGAACUCCAUUUCAGUAUCUUUUUCUCUAGUUUAGUGAAAUAAACUUCAGUACAAAGCA
Messenger RNA from Equus quagga, 2961 nucleotides. Its product is annotated as NADH-cytochrome b5 reductase 2. Gene Ontology annotation, molecular function: FAD binding; oxidoreductase activity. NCBI's taxonomy places the organism in Eukaryota, Metazoa, Chordata, Mammalia, Perissodactyla, Equidae. The record is from RefSeq and is a predicted model, not a curated record. Gene Ontology annotation, cellular component: mitochondrion. The coding region runs from base 1855 to 2685 and encodes 276 amino acids. The transcript is spliced from 9 exons.